Eublepharis macularius is the source of this 3509-nucleotide messenger RNA. RefSeq names its product lon peptidase 2, peroxisomal (gene LONP2). The transcript is spliced from 15 exons. The record is from RefSeq and is a predicted model, not a curated record. Gene Ontology annotation, cellular component: peroxisomal matrix. NCBI's taxonomy places the organism in Eukaryota, Metazoa, Chordata, Lepidosauria, Squamata, Eublepharidae. Gene Ontology annotation, biological process: protein processing; protein quality control for misfolded or incompletely synthesized proteins; protein targeting to peroxisome. Gene Ontology annotation, molecular function: ATP binding; ATP-dependent peptidase activity; ATP hydrolysis activity. Bases 52 to 2616 code for a protein of 854 amino acids.
CCUCGCCGGCCGCCGUAGCCCGGCCCGGACAGUCUCCGCGGCGGCCGGGCCAUGGCGUCGCCGUCGUCGUCGGGCGGCAGCCCCAUCCAGAUCCCCGGCCGCCUGCCGCUGCUGCUGACGCCCGAGGCCGUGCUGCUGCCGGGCUCCACCAUGCGGGCCAGCGUGGACUCGCCGCGCAACAUGCAGCUGGUGCGCAGCCGCCUCCUGAAGGGCACCUCGCUCAAGAGCACCAUCAUCGGCCUCAUCCCCGACACGCGCGACCCGCCCAACGACCAGGACCCGCUGCCCCCGCUCCACAGGAUUGGCACGGCGGCAUUGGCAGUUCAAGUGGUUGGCAGUAAUUGGCCCAAGCCUCAUUACACGCUGCUGAUAACGGGCCUCUGCAGAUUCCAGAUUUUGGAACUGGUGAAGGAGAAACCCUAUCCGGUUGCCGAGGUCGAGCAGCUCGAUCGGCUGGAGCAGUUCACCAACAAGUCUAACUCCGAGGAGGAAUUGGGAGAGUUGUCCGAGCAGUUCUAUAAAUACGCAGUGCAGCUGGUCGAAAUGCUGGAUAUGUCAGUCCCUGCAGUGGCUAAACUAAGACGCCUGUUGGACAAUCUGCCUCGGGAAGCUUUGCCGGAUAUAUUAACUUCAAUCAUCCGCACCAGUAACCAAGAAAAGCUGCAGAUUUUAGAUGCUGUUGGCCUGGAGGAGCGAUUCAAGAUGACAAUCCCUUUGCUGGUUAGGCAGAUCGAAGGUCUGAAGUUGCUUCAGAAAACCCGAAAACCGAAACAGGAUGACGACAAAAGGGUUGUUGCUAUACGUCCCAUUCGAAGGAUUACGCACAUUGCAGAAGACGAGGAGGAGGACGAAGACCAUGAUGACGUUGUCACGCUUGAGAAGAAAAUCCGAGCCUCCAGUAUGCCUGAGCAAGCUCUCAAAGUGUGUGUCAAAGAGGUAAAGAGGUUGAAGAAGAUGCCUCAGUCAAUGCCGGAGUAUGCCUUAACUCGAAAUUAUUUGGAGCUCAUGGUGGAACUGCCGUGGAAUAAAAGUACAAGAGAUCGCCUGGAUAUCCGUGCAGCCAGAAUUCUCUUGGACAAUGACCAUUACGCUAUGGAGAAGCUAAAGAAGAGAGUGUUGGAGUACUUGGCGGUCAGGCAGCUUAAGAACAACUUGAAGGGUCCCAUCCUUUGCUUCGUGGGCCCUCCUGGAGUUGGAAAAACGAGCGUGGGAAGAUCCGUGGCAAAGACUUUGGGCCGAGAGUUCCAUCGUAUUGCUUUGGGAGGGGUGUGCGACCAGUCUGACAUCCGAGGUCACAGGCGCACCUAUGUGGGCAGCAUGCCCGGGCGAAUAAUCAAUGGCUUGAAAACCGUCGGGGUUAACAAUCCCGUGUUCUUGCUCGAUGAGGUGGACAAGCUUGGGAGAAGCCUGCAAGGGGACCCGGCAGCAGCUCUGCUUGAGGUCUUGGAUCCAGAACAAAACCACAGCUUCACGGAUCACUACUUAAACGUUGCCUUCGACUUGUCUCAGGUCCUUUUCAUAGCCACAGCCAACACCACGGCAACCAUUCCACCAGCACUGUUGGAUAGAAUGGAGAUCCUCCAGGUUCCAGGAUACACGCAAGAAGAAAAGAUGGAAAUUGCACACCGACACCUGAUCCCUAAGCAGCUGGAACAGCAUGGCUUGACUCCUCAGCAGAUUCAGAUCCCCCCAGAAGCAACGCUGGCCAUCAUCACUCGGUACACCCGCGAGGCAGGAGUUCGCUCUUUGGACCGCAAAUUUGGAGCUAUUUGCCGAGCGGUUGCCGUGAAAGUGGCAGAAGGCCAGCACAAGGAGACAAAGCCAGAUCGCUCUGAAGUGACAGAAGGAGAAGAAUGCAAAGAGCACGUUGCGGAAGAUGCAAAAGCCGAUGCCAUCGGUGAGACAGCUGACCUCGCUCUGCCACCAGAAAUGCCCAUUUUAAUUGACUUCCAUGCCUUGAAAGAUAUCCUUGGACCACCCAUGUAUGAACUAGAGGUAUCCGAGCGACUGAAUCAACCAGGUGUAGCGAUUGGUUUGGCUUGGACCCCCUUAGGGGGGGAGAUCAUGUUUGUUGAAGCCAGUCGCAUGGAUGGAGAGGGUCAGCUGACUUUGACCGGGCAACUGGGUGAUGUCAUGAAGGAGUCUGCUCAUCUCGCCAUCAGCUGGCUUCGUAGCAACGCAAAGAAAUACCAGCUGACAAAUGCUUCUGGAAGUUUUGAUCUCCUUGACAACACAGACAUCCAUCUGCACUUCCCAGCUGGAGCCGUCACAAAAGAUGGACCAUCUGCUGGCGUUACCAUAGUAACCUGCCUUGCCUCACUUUUCAGUGGGCGGCUUGUGCGUUCAGAUGUAGCCAUGACUGGAGAAAUUACACUAAGAGGCCUGGUUCUUCCAGUUGGAGGAAUUAAGGACAAAGUUCUAGCUGCACACAGAGCUGGGCUGAAGAGAAUUAUCAUUCCGCAAAGAAAUGAGAAAGACCUUGAAGAAAUUGCAGCCAACGUGCGGCAGGAUCUGGAUUUUGUGAUGACUAGCUGCCUGGAUGAAGUUCUGAAUGCAGCUUUUGAGGGGGGAUUUUCUGCCAAGACUAGACUUGAUCACUUCAGUAGUAAACUUUAAGAAAGUGACUGACUGGGUUUGCACAAGGAACGAAUUUCAAAGCUGAUGUUCACCUGGCAGGCUAUAAAAAUGAGGGAGUAUAAAAGCAGGGACAUUAGCCACCAGGUUGUCAUAGCAAGGGGAUCCUCUUCAAAGCGACCCCUGUAAAUCUGCCAGCCAUUCAUUUUGGCCUUAAUAUGUGUUAAUAGGGAACAAUCUAUAGACACAGAUUUCAACCCUAAUCUCUUUAAUGAUGAUUAUUCCUUUGUAAUAUUACAGAGUAGACUUCUUCAGGAGCAAAAGUGUAUUGUCCUCUCACAUGAUCCUGCAGGAAAUUAUUUCCUAACACUACUGUUGAUUUUCCCCCUCCAGAAAAAUGGAGGUGAAUGAGAUUUCCCAGCCUGAAUUUCAGUGAAAUUGGCAUAAGCAUUAGGCAGCAGUGCAAUUCAGGGUGUUUUUUGUUUUGUUUUAAUCCUAAGGAAUUUAAUGCAAAUGGUUAGUGCAGCAUGGGUCUUGUAAGUACUGAGAUCAGUUGUUUUUUGUUUCCUAUGAGGUGAUUUACAAAGAACAGGUUUUGAGGAGAUACAGGGGGUGGCUACAUUAAACAUAUACAACUUGUACUUCAAAUGCAGGAUUUGGGAGCAGAAGUACCAGGCUUUGAAUACUGUUGUUGUAUACACUGGAAACAGAACACUUUCUGAUAAGUGACUGCAUAUAUUGUUUGGCAUCUCCUACUGUUGAUCCUCCUUUAAUUGUUUUAAAUUAUAAAUUGCUACAUUCAUCUCAUUUCAGUGGGUGGAGGUAUUUACUUUGAGGGGGUAUAACAGAUGAGCUGCCUCAGCUGUUACGGGAUUGUUUUUUUUGGUUAAUUUUAAAACCUGAUUUUUCGCCAUUAAAAAUUUUCCUUUUCUGGA